This is a messenger RNA of Clarias gariepinus (North African catfish), 1243 nucleotides long. RefSeq names its product chromobox homolog 1a (HP1 beta homolog Drosophila) (gene cbx1a). NCBI's taxonomy places the organism in Eukaryota, Metazoa, Chordata, Actinopteri, Siluriformes, Clariidae. Gene Ontology annotation, biological process: chromatin organization; negative regulation of transcription by RNA polymerase II. Bases 220 to 858 code for a protein of 212 amino acids. Gene Ontology annotation, molecular function: chromatin binding. Gene Ontology annotation, cellular component: pericentric heterochromatin; nucleus. The transcript is spliced from 6 exons. The record is from RefSeq and is a predicted model, not a curated record.
GGUCGGAAUUGGCGGGUCGCAAAAUCUUUUGUCUGGCCGAGUAACGAACCUAUUUCGUCAAAACCCCGUUCUUAAAAGCAUUUUAAACUGCCCGCGGUGCUUUUUGGAAAACAAAUCUUAGCACUCAUUUGGGGGUGUUGCGUCGUUAUUUUAUUCAUCCAAAGCUCUUUUGACGUUGACAAGGAACCAGAAGGUUCCGCAGAAUCUUCCUCGACGAGUAUGAGCCAGCCAACAGACAACACUAGUGAUGCUGCCCCUGUCACCUCAGAACCUGCACAGACAGCUGCCAAACUGGCAACCACCGGCGGAAAGAAGCAGACCAAGAAGAAGGUGGAAGAGGUGGUAGAAGAGGAAGAGGAAGAAUAUGUUGUGGAGAAAGUUCUGGACCGACGGGUGGUGAAGGGCAGAGUCGAAUACCUGCUCAAAUGGAAAGGCUUCACAGAUGAGGACAACACAUGGGAGCCUGAAGAUAACCUUGACUGUCCAGACCUGAUAGCUGAGUACCUGCAGUCACAGAAGAAGGCUGGAGAUGAGAAAAAAGAUGCAGGUGGCAAAAGAAAAGUGGGAGAGUCAGAUAAUGAGACAGGCAGUGAAGACAGGCCAAAGAAGAGGAAAGAUGAAGAGAAGCCACGGGGCUUUGCCCGGGGAUUGGAUCCUGAGCGCAUUAUCGGAGCCACAGAUUCCAGCGGAGAGUUGAUGUUCCUCAUGAAAUGGAAAAAUUCAGAUGAGGCAGAUCUUGUGCCAGCAAAGGAAGCGAAUGUGAAGUGCCCACAAGUAGUUAUUUCAUUCUAUGAGGAGCGGCUAACGUGGCAUUCGUACCCUAAUGAGGAGGAGGAGAAGAAAGAUGACAAAAACUAAACAACAGGCAGAACCUGGCAUCAUGGUUUUGACAAAAUGGCAGAUUUUUUUUUUUUUUUAAAGCUUUUUAACUUUUGCCAUAAAUGUUGGACACUUGGAUAUUGUCUAGAACACACAUACAGUGGUGGGGUUUUCUGGAGAUUUAAAUAUUAAAGAGUCUGUAUAGCAACUGCAGAAACACUUCUCCAUUUGAUACGGCUUUUUUUUUUCUCUGAUUGGAUUAUGGGAAAUGUAAUUUACCAAACUGAAGUUGGUCCUAAUUCGCUCUUUGUCUCAGAUACAUUUUUAUGUGAUGCCUACACUCUUGCAGGUAUAUAUUGUGAUGUAAGGCAUAGACACUGGUAUUUUUAACCAAGAAUAAACUUCUACAGUUUAUUAAUAUUCA